GACCUGUUCCAAUGAGCAACAAAGAGAGCAAGGAGAGAGGAGAUGUCGGUGGAGCAGAAAGCAGCAGGGAAGGAGGAGGAGGGAAAACUGCAGAAGGGAAUUGCAGAGUUCUACGACGAGUCGUCUGGCAUAUGGGAGAACAUUUGGGGCGAUCACAUGCACCACGGCUUUUAUGACCCGGAUUCCACCGUUUCUGUUUCUGAUCAUCGCGCUGCUCAGAUCCGAAUGAUCCAAGAAUCUCUUCGUUUUGCCUCUCUGCUUUCUGAGAACCCUUCUAAAUGGCCCAAGAGUAUAGUUGAUGUUGGGUGUGGCAUAGGGGGCAGCUCCAGAUACCUGGCCAAGAAAUUUGGAGCAACGAGCGUAGGCAUUACUCUGAGUCCUGUUCAAGCUCAAAGAGCAAAUUCUCUUGCUGCUGCUCAAGGAUUGGCUGACAAGGUUUCCUUUGAGGUUGCUGACGCCCUAAAGCAACCAUUCCCUGACGGGAAGUUUGAUCUGGUAUGGUCCAUGGAGAGUGGAGAGCAUAUGCCUGACAAAGCUAAGUUUGUUGGAGAAUUAGCUCGGGUAGCAGCACCAGGUGGCACCAUAAUAAUAGUAACAUGGUGCCACAGGGAUCUUGGCCCUGAUGAACAAUCCCUACUUCCAUGGGAGCAAGAUCUCUUGAAGAAGAUUUGCGAUUCAUAUUACCUUCCAGCUUGGUGCUCAACUUCUGAUUAUGUUAAGUUGCUGGAAUCCCUGUCCCUUCAGGACAUUAAAUCAGCAGAUUGGUCUCCCUUUGUUGCUCCAUUUUGGCCAGCAGUGAUACGCACCGCCCUGACCUGGAAUGGCCUCACUUCACUCUUGCGCAGUGGACUUAAAACCAUAAAGGGAGCUUCGGCUAUGCCAUUGAUGAUAAAAGGAUACAAGAAGGAUCUGAUUAAGUUUAGCAUCAUUACAUGUCGGAAGCCUGAAUAAUAAGCGGAGGCAGGACAUGUUGUUUUCAUAGAAUCUAGCGCAUGUUCUCGUGUGAAUGUAUAAGAGUAUGUGGUUGUUUAAGUGGAUUAUUUAUUUUAAUUUUAUGAGUUUUAUAAUUUUACAAAAAAAUAUUUUAUAUAAAAAUUUAUUUCAAUGCUGUUAAAA
Glycine soja is the source of this 1116-nucleotide messenger RNA. Its product is annotated as tocopherol O-methyltransferase, chloroplastic-like. The transcript has 6 exons. Gene Ontology annotation, biological process: methylation. The record is from RefSeq and is a predicted model, not a curated record. The coding region runs from base 43 to 951 and encodes 302 amino acids. Gene Ontology annotation, molecular function: S-adenosylmethionine-dependent methyltransferase activity. NCBI's taxonomy places the organism in Eukaryota, Viridiplantae, Streptophyta, Magnoliopsida, Fabales, Fabaceae.